Molecule: messenger RNA, 2262 nt
Organism: Suricata suricatta (meerkat)
Lineage: Eukaryota; Metazoa; Chordata; Mammalia; Carnivora; Herpestidae
Gene: PLEKHF1
Product: pleckstrin homology and FYVE domain containing 1
Exons: 3
Coding region: 659-1495 (278 amino acids)
Molecular function (GO): phosphatidylinositol binding; metal ion binding
Source: RefSeq, a predicted model, not a curated record
UGAGGGUGACGGCGUGGAGGCAGGAAGCUGUUCUGGGUGGUCAGGGAAGUCUCUGAGGACAUGGCAAUUUGAGCUGAGACUUGAAUGCCAAAAAUGCAGCCAUGGGAAAAUCUGGAGGCAAGGGAAGUGCAAAGGCCCAGAAGUGGUUUAACAGCCUUGGGGUGGGAACCAUCUUGGGGUUUUGAGGAACAGGAAAGAGCCAGUGUGAGGUGAUGUGCUGGAGCGGCCCAGAGGGAAGCUGAGUCGGACCUCCUGGACUGCGAGGACGCGUCAACAGCUAGGGUGCGGCGUGCGGCAGGGGAAACUGGUGGCAGAGGACCGGGGAAUUCAGACGGGAAAACCAGCCCCAGGAGAUUCUGGAAAGUAACUUCAAGCAGGUCCGGCCGCAGCUAACUCGGGACACCCCGCCCGCGCACCCUUCGCAGGUACUCCUGGGGCGUCCAGGCUCCGCCCCCGCCCGCGCUCCCGGGUUUCGAUUGGCCGAGCCGCCUCGGGGGCGUGUCCGGCAAGAGUGGGCCUGCGGUCGCGCCCGCAGCCGAGGGGCGGCGGAACCCGGACCCGGAGCGGAAAGCAGCGUCGGAGGGCAGGCUCGCGGACUGGCGCUGGGCAGGGUGCAGGCGCGUGGGGACCCGGCGGAGGAGCCAGGCUGCCAGAGAAGAUGGUGGAUUACCUGGCCAACACGGAGAUCAAUAGCCAGCGCAUCGCGGCGGUCGAGAGCUGCUUCGGGGCAUCCGGGCAGCCCCUGGCCCUGCCAGGCCGGGUGCUGCUGGGUGAGGGUGUGCUGACCAAGGAGUGCCGCAAGAAGGCCAAACCCCGCAUCUUCUUCCUCUUCAACGACAUCCUGGUGUACGGCAGCAUCGUGCUCAACAAGCGCAAGUACCGCAGCCAGCACAUCAUUCCGCUGGAGGAGGUGACGCUGGAGCCGCUGCCUGAGACCCUGCAGGCCAAGAACCGCUGGCUGAUCAAGACGGCCAAGAAGUCCUUCGUGGUGUCGGCCGCCUCCACCACGGAGCGCCAGGAGUGGAUCAGCCACAUCGAGGAGUGCGUGCGGCGGCAGCUGCUGGCCACGGGCCGCCAGCCCAGCACGGAGCACGCGGCGCCCUGGAUCCCCGACAAGGCCACGGACAUCUGCAUGCGCUGCACGCAGACGCGCUUCUCGGCCCUCACGCGGCGCCACCACUGCCGCAAGUGCGGCUUCGUGGUCUGUGCCGAGUGCUCCCGAGAGCGCUUCCUCCUCCCGCGCCUGUCGCCCAAGCCCCUGCGAGUCUGCAGCCUCUGCUACCGCGAGCUGGCCACUCAGAAGAGGGAGGAGGAGGAGGAGCAGAGCGUGGGGUCGCCCCGGCAGCCGGCCUACCUGGCCGGGGCCGUCUGCGGAGCAUCCAGCGGGGACGAUGAUGACUCUGAUGAGGACAAGGAAGGCAGUGGGGACGGCGACUGGCCCAGCCGUGUGGAGUUCUACGCCUCCGGCGUCUCCUGGUCGUCAUUCCACAGCUGACCCGGAUCUGCAGCUGUGUGGGAGGGCCUCCUGGGUCCCUUCUGCAUCGAAUCAGACCCCAUUGCCUGUCCCCUGCGAGAACAGAGUGUCCGGGCUGCCCUGCAGCCCCUGGGACCCUGCCCCAUGGGCAGCAGGAGCAGUGGGAAUGGCUCUUUCUCUCUGGGCCCCCAGGGCCUUUGUGCUAGACAUUGGCAUCCUUCUGUUCCACUUCAGGCAAUUCUCUUUCCAGUUAGCAAAUCCCUCUGGAAACAAGUUUAUUUCUCAGCCCUAUGAGCUGUAGCCCCAGAUGACCCCUUGAAUUAGACAACCCCGGGUACCUGUCAGGACCAGAGGGAAGGUAGGACUGGAGGGAGGUCCCCUGUUCUCUGAGGACUUGCACCACAGCACCUGCCCCUGGGACAAGGACACCCCCAGGGAAGACUGGGAGUCCUAGAAACCACAGUCUGCCUAUGUACCUUGCUGACACCCUUGGUGGCUGGGCCUUGCCAGGCCGGGCACGUGCGCUCACCCUGAGCCAGGCAAGAGAGCCAUGCUCUGAGUACCCACCAGGCUUGGUGCAGCCUGACUCCUGGGGAUCCAGGGCAGCCUGCCCAGGCCUCUGGCCCCCUCUCACCUCUGUCCAGGCGUCCAAGUGUCUGAUGCCUCUCAGUCCAGUCCUCCUGUCUUACUGUGGCUGGGGAAGGCUGCGUUUUCUCUUAGGACUCUUCACUGCAAGUGACAGAAACCCCACCGAGACUGAUUUUACAAUAAAAAGAACAUUUAUGGAC